Molecule: messenger RNA, 3005 nt
Organism: Styela clava
Lineage: Eukaryota; Metazoa; Chordata; Ascidiacea; Stolidobranchia; Styelidae
Product: transcription factor E2F5-like
Biological process (GO): regulation of transcription by RNA polymerase II
Cellular component (GO): RNA polymerase II transcription regulator complex
Molecular function (GO): protein dimerization activity; DNA-binding transcription factor activity, RNA polymerase II-specific; RNA polymerase II cis-regulatory region sequence-specific DNA binding
Source: RefSeq, a predicted model, not a curated record
UUUAUUUUUCCAGCUAUCACUAGCAUUGAUAUAGCCAAAAUAGCUAUCUAAUAAUAUUAUUUCGAAUUGUUCCUGGGGCCAUGUCUAUCACAGAUGCCUCAACAAGUCGGCAUGAGAAGUCUCUUGGCCUUCUAACAACAAAAUUCGUUACUUUGUUACAAGAAGCAAAAGACGGAAUAUUGGAUUUAAAAGUAGCCGCGGACCAGCUUGCUGUGCGGCAAAAACGUCGCAUUUACGACAUAACAAAUGUGCUAGAAGGAAUUGGAUUAAUUGAAAAACGUUCGAAGAAUAGUAUACAAUGGAAGGGAGCAGGACCGGGUGGCACAAACAGUGAAGUUUCAACACAAAUAAAUGCCCUGAGAUCACAGAUCUAUUCAUUAGAAGAAAAGGAAAAAGAAAUUGAUCAGCAACAAAUGUGGGUUCAUCAAAGCAUCAGAAACGUUACUGAUGAUAUUGACAACAAUAAAUUGGCUUACGUUACACAUGAAGAUGUUUGUAGUUGCUUUAAAGAUCAAACGUUACUCGCAGUUCAAGCACCUUCUGGAACUCAACUUGAAGUACCAGUGCCCGAACAAACAGCAACUGGUGACAGGAGGUAUCAAAUCCAUUUACGAUCCUCAUCAGGUCCUAUUUCUGUUCUCCUUGUCAAUAAAGAUGUUACCACAUCUGCACCUGUAGCUGUUCCUGUGCCUCCUCCAGAAAAUCUGCCUGAGCCUAUUCUAUUGAAGCCAGAAAAUCCAAUUCAAGAGCCCCCAGUUUUAUCUUCAAAGAUCCCUACCAAUGUCUUAGCACAUGACAAAAUGGACGCGCCACCUUCUAUCAGUGAGCUAUUCGAUCCGAUUGAUGAUUCUGGGGAUCUUUUCGACUUAUUGAAAACAGAAGAUUUUGCUCCUUUACUGAGGCUGUCUCCACCUCCAACAUUGGACUAUGUGUUUAAUCUUGAGCCAUUUGAAGGUGCAAAUGAAUUAUUUGAUCUCUGUGGUGUUUGAAACUGCACAAAAUAAACUGCACAGAUCAGGUACAGCUUACAAGAAUCAGGGAACAUUUAAUUAGUAGUUAUUUCACUGUCAUGAGUAGUUGGUAUUCAUAGUCAAGCAUGGUCUCGUAUACCAUCUUUUGGUGGUUAUUCAUAGCCAAGCAUGGCCUUGUAACAUCUUGAGAGCGUACUUUGUCUAGAACAGUGGUUCCCAAACUGCGGCCCAUGGGCCAAUUACGGCCCACGGAUCGAUUUAAUAUGGCCCGGCAAACUUAAGUCAAAUAGUUUAACACUUUAUGUUUUUACCGUUUUGCUUUCUAAAUACCGCUCACUGUUACAUCAUUAUCACAGUUUAAGAAUGUGUAUAAACAUGACAAUUCAACUAUACUGGUAUCUCAAUUAUAUGUACCGGUAUCUCCCCAUUGCAGGCGUCCUCUCUCGGCCCGCGGAUAUCCUCCGCUUCUAAUUUUGGCCCCCGGUGAAUCAACCACUGGCUUAUAUGGGAUUUCACUUUCAAUCAGAUCAGAUACCAUUCGUUGUAUCUUGCACAUAACAAUUCUAAUUUGUCUCAACUCAGUGUUCUCUUCAUAGAACAUACUCACAUGUGAAUUUCCUUUACUGCUGUCAUAAUUCUUGCAAGUUGGCUUACCUGUUUUCUACCUUUCUCAAGAGAUAAAACUGAUCUUUAGUUGACCAUUUGAGGAUGCACAUGCUGCCCUUGCUCAUUAAUAAGGGGGCCUACCUUCGAAUAAAUGGUUGUUGUUCUUUAUCAAGAAUGUACCUGUAUAGCUUGUGAGAACCUUUCACAUCUCUCUUGGAAGUUCAGAUUGAGCGUGUAUUUAUCUGGAUAUAUUUUUUUUCAAAUUCAUUUAAAAAUUUAUCUUCAGAUUUAUGUAUUAUGCAGCAAAAUAAUGGUGUCAAUCCUCUAUUCUAGAAAAUUUUUGUUUUGGUCCUGCUUUAUCCUUACUGUCAGCAAGACAUCUGAAAAAUGUCGGUCAGAAUUCACAAAUUUAUUUAAAAAUUUCAUAGAGUUAGUUAUCUCUACCCUUGCUCUAAUUUUCCAAAUAAUUUUCAAUUACAGCAUCAAAUCGUCUAUUACAACUGCCACUAUACUUUAUUGCUUUGUAAUGAUUUCAAGAUUUUUUCAGUCGAUUAACUGUCGUUUGUGUUAUUUGUAUCCAAUCAUAUUUAUUUCUUGGAGUAGAAAUAUUUUUCUUAAAUUUAUUUUUAAAUUAUCGUCCCUGUGAACAUGUUUUUAUACAAUUUUCAUUCCUUGUGUUAAAAAAAUUGGCUUGUAAAUGGUGUUUUGUACUGUAUUUGAUAUUUUGCGAAUACAACAAAAAAUGCACAGCAGUCGUGCAUAGAUUUAGUUCUACUUUUUCGGCGUUUGAGCCUUGUACCUUCAACUAUCGAAUUAUGAAAGUUUGAAAAGUAUAGUAUUUUAUAAAAAUCUUCUCCUUAUAUGUUAUACUUGUUUGAAUACGAUGCCUUAGAGGAGUACAAAAAACAAUUUGCGUGUAUUCACUGCUUCAAAAAACUAAACUGAGAUGGAUUGAAGCUUCUCUGGCAACUCUAUUAUGGGAAUUUAGGGUAAUAUACCUGUUUCUAUUUUGAAAAUAUAUGAUAUUCUACUUGUUGCAACAAUAUGUAUAAAAUAAUUUGUUUGGAUUAGUAUCAACUUUGUUUACGUACACUUUCUGUUAGUUCUCUUAUCUUGAAACAAAAUCAUAACCAAAAAAGAAAAAUAUUCAUUUUUUGUAAUUAGUAAGAAACUGGUUUAUACAAGUUACUUAAGAAUCACAAGUGCAGUGAAUAAACAUGAAUUCUGCCAUUCAUGAGUAUUUCUCAGUAAACAAGUCCCUUCCACCAAGCACUGAAAAGAGUUGCACAACAGAGAAUCUUUCAUUUAUUUGUCGCUUAUUUUGAUCUUUAUCAAUAUUUUGCUUAUCCUGACAUAUGCUUUAUUUGCUUUUUGUGCAAGUUCACAGCAUUAAAUUUGGCUCAUUUUGAAAUAAACAAAUCUUAUUGA